GUGCCAGGCACCAUAGAUAUGAUACUUUCCACGUCUCUGGUAUCAUACUCGCUGGUGACCAUUAGUCAUCCCACCUGUCCCAUGCCGUUGUAUGAUAAUUCCUUAUCCUCUGUGUGCAAGCACGGCACGGCACUGAACUCCUCUAUGCUCCUGGAGACAAGGUGCCCCGAACUCGGAGCCUGCGACCGCGGAUUCAUGUAAAGGUUGGUGAGUGUACCGGUACUGCACUCGCGUUACUUUAAGCUCUGCUACCCUAUUCAUCCCCGUCAAACUUGUCACUCUUCAUUGUCGCCAACCCGCCCGCAACUCGCACGGAUAGGGUGUGGUAGCCACAGGCACCGCAGCAUAGCUCACAGGAAACUGGGGCUCCCCCUCAUCAUCCUCAUCAUCCUCAUCAAGGCCAAGACUGCCUGCUACCAUCGCCCACUGCACUGUUUGUCACUCCAGAACCUCUCGCUCACUUUGAAAACAGAACAAAAAUGGUCCCAUUAACCGGCUCCCUCGUCGAAUACUCCGAUUCGGAUUCCGACAGCUCUCCCCCAGCUAAAGUGAUCAAGACGACCCACCCAGCCCCAGCCACUAACCGGCCGCCCACUCCCACUUCCAAGCAUUCAAAAGUAUCCUCAUCUAAUUCGCUACCCCCACUUCCAUCCCGUUUCCAUGAUCUCUACGCUGUUGCCCCGAGGGUGGGCCAGCAAGACGACCCUUUGCUUCACCGCGGAAGAAAGCGGUCCAUGCCGCACGUUCAAGGGAACUGGCCAACUCAUAUCUUUAUUGAGUGUAUGUUUUUUUUUCUUCUAAUAUUCUGUUUCAUUUCUCCCUUCUCUCUGCUUUCGAUUUGAGAACCCCCGGGCCAAAGCAAAGCUGACGGGAAUUGGAGGGCACUUGUCGCGCUCAGAAUUCGAUGUUCUUAAUGAUGCCUAUCAUACUGCAUCUACCAUUACCGCUGAAGCUGGCGUGAAACUUGAGAGCCAUCUCGAAAGCGAUCUGGGCAGCGAGCAACCGCUACACUUGAGCCUAAGCAGGCCCAACGUUCUUGCUACCGGGCAGAGGGAAGGCUUUCUGGAGCUCUUGAAAGAUAGGCUCGAUAAAACUAGAAUCAAGCCGUUCGUCCCAACCACUUCCCACACAAUUUCACGGAGCGGGAUGUCUAACGGAUGGGGGCCCAGAUUCUCGGUAGAGUUUACAGGCUUUGAAUUUGUGUGCAAUAAUGACCGAACACGCUGGUUUUUCGUCCUGAGAGCUACCAAGGGGGAGGAUACACAGGUAACAUCUCGCUUUGAACGCAGGGCCAGACAUUACGCCGAUAAUUAACCAUCACCACAGCUCCCUCGUCUGCUCCAAUUGGCUAAUCACACCUUUGAAUCAUUUGAACAACCGCCCCUGUAUGCGGAAAACGGUGAGAAGCUUGAUGGUUUUCAUGUCUCACUUGCUUGGAGCCUUACGGAGCCGGGCAAAGACACGAAAACUAAGGUGUUUGAGGCGUUGAAGAAGCACGCCUACUGGGAUAAAAUCCUUGGCCAGAGUGAAGUUGAGAGACCAAAAUUGUUUAUCGAUGCCAUCAAGGUCAAGAUUGGCAACGUUGUGCAUGUAAUCGAGCUAGGAAAGAAGGAGAAGCAAGGCGAGGCUGGGAAUACCAAGAAGAGGAGGGCUUCGUAUGAUGUUCACGAGAAGCGCAGUGCUUGAAGGUAGGUCCUGAUUUCCUGGGAUGAAUUAGCUACAUAGGUCCGUGCAUGCUCAAAAGCCCAUCAUGUACGGGAUAUUAAGUUGGAGAGUCUUUAAUCGAUUAUAUCACUUUCAUGAAUCCGUCU
Messenger RNA from Tuber aestivum (summer truffle), 1811 nucleotides. The record is from the annotation of a GenBank genome assembly. NCBI's taxonomy places the organism in Eukaryota, Fungi, Ascomycota, Pezizomycetes, Pezizales, Tuberaceae.